AUGACAAAGCUUUUAUUGUUCACAACAGGAUACGCCUUUUGUCCAGCUCCCUGGAAAGCUGGAUCCACAUCUUUCAUUGAUACAGACAUAGUGCUUACCCACAAGUUUUAUAUUCAAAAUUCUAAAGACCUGAAAUCAAGACUGGAAAACCAUGGAGGAAAGUACGCGAAUCAAAUUUCUGAACUCCUACAGAAAAGCAAUGCAAGCAAAGAAUCAGCUGACAUCAGAAAAUUUCCCUCCAUCACUUUUUCUUCUAGGGCACCAAUGCAGAUGGAAUCACCUGGUGUCCUAGACUCCUAG
Molecule: messenger RNA, 300 nt
Organism: Striga asiatica
Lineage: Eukaryota; Viridiplantae; Streptophyta; Magnoliopsida; Lamiales; Orobanchaceae
Source: the annotation of a GenBank genome assembly